This is a messenger RNA of Ostrea edulis (European flat oyster), 3819 nucleotides long. RefSeq names its product transmembrane protein 115-like. The transcript is spliced from 3 exons. Gene Ontology annotation, cellular component: membrane; Golgi apparatus. Gene Ontology annotation, biological process: retrograde vesicle-mediated transport, Golgi to endoplasmic reticulum. The coding region runs from base 339 to 1418 and encodes 359 amino acids. The record is from RefSeq and is a predicted model, not a curated record. NCBI's taxonomy places the organism in Eukaryota, Metazoa, Mollusca, Bivalvia, Ostreida, Ostreidae.
GAGCAAUGCGUCACAGUCAGCAGGUGCUUAGAACAGAGUUCAGUCAUACAUAUACCACUGUCAUGACUUCCAUUGAACUUUGUACACUUGUAUUUUUAUUUUUGUUUUUUUUAAUAACUUUUACUAUUUCCAGAUUACCGAUACGUUUUUAGGAAGCAUGGAGGCAGAAUGUUUGAAUAUUAACAAACAUUUAUUAAAGAUACGAUAUAUCUAUUAGGUGCAGUAGAUCUACAAUACUACGACACUUUUUUUUCUCUCUCUCUUCAAUCCACCAACCACAGCAGACGGGACAUAACUCUUGCAUGCCACGAAACAUUUGAAGCGUCACUUCCGUCAACAUGGCGAUGCCCAUGAUCAAGACUCUCCAACAAGAAAUUUAUUUAUCAUUCGGAAAAAGCUCCAUUGUUGUAAAGGUGGUGGCAGUAGCAGUGACAAUAGGAUAUUUUCUUUCAUUUGCUAAAUCUAUUGUUCCCUAUCUAGCGGUGACUCCCGGAUAUGUGCUCCCACCCAACUUUUGGGUCUGGACUUUCGUCACUCACAGUUUUAUUGAGUUUCACUUUUGGGAAGUGCUAGCAGACAUUGCUGUUUUAAUACUAUGCGGGAAACUCCUCGAGCCGCUAUGGGGCGCGCUGGACAUGCUCAUUUUUCUUGCUGUCGUGAAUACGGGAGUGGCGCUCGCCUCCUCCUUUUUGUACAUAGGUAUUUACCUAGUUACCAAAAACGAAGAGUACCUUUUUGAAACUUACAUCCACGGAAUGGUAGGAUAUGUUGCAGGGUUUAGUGUCGCAGUGAAGCAGGUCAUGCCAGACCACAAGCUGCUAAGUUCCCCGUUUGGAACACUGAGAAACACACACAUUCCAUUACUUCUAAUGUUUAUCACUAUAACUUUGCGAUUAAUCAAUGUAGUGGAUGGUCCGUAUCCUUUCAUGUUCGGUUUUGGUAUUCUGAUCAGCUGGACCUAUCUGAGGUUUUACCAGAAGCACAGUAAUGGGAACCGUGGUGAUAUGGCUGAUCAGUUUUCUUUUUCGAGCUUUUUCCCCAGUCAGCUGCAGCCCAUAAUAGCGAUUGUGUCCAACACAGUAUUCCUGGCUCUGGUUAAAAUAAAGGUCUGCAAGAAGCCCCAGAGGAAAUACGACAUCAGCUCCACUUCCAACGCCACCAUCACCAUCACCCUUCCCGGGACCGACCCAAAUGAUGCCGAGAGGAGAAAAAAUGUGGCCCUCAAACUGCUAAACGAGAGAUUAAACAAAACAGACCAGCCCUCCAACUGGCCAUCGAUGGAUGAAGAGGAGCAGGCCUCACCCGUCUCAACUACCAAGUCAGAAGAUGCCCCUCCCCCGAAAUCUUCCAGUGUCAAACUCCCCAUUCCUGACUUCAAAGAAAACCAUCAGGAGAAGGAGUCUCCUCCAGAGUCAUGACGAUUCAGCUGGCUACAUUCUGUGUGGAUGUGUGUGGGUGUGAGGGGGGGAGGGGUGUGGGGGGGAGCAAUGUUUUCUUAUUUUCUUAUCAAUUAUUUCUUAUGUUAUAUUGUCAUAACAUUGAUGUAUUUAUUAGUGUUUUUGUUACGUAAACAUACUUUUGUUUAUGAGGGACAGAGAGUAUGUUGUGGAAUUUCAGUUGUAUUAAGAUGGUGAUAGAAACUUCAGUAAUAUAUAUCAUAUAUUUAUGAAUUCAACUCCUAUAUGUUUCUUUGUCAAUGUUUUCUUUAUGUUACCUUGUGAAAUUUCUGUUUUGUGAAUCAUUGUGUAAAACUCUUUAACUCGAUAUCAAUAUUAAUAUGUAUUUGUAUUUGUUUUCAUGAUUUUGAGCUAAUUGUGUGUACACCAGCUGCAUUGAUUUUAUCAAGAGCACUGGUUUCUGUAUUGCCUUACAAUUCCAAUUCAUGUAAAACUUUAGAAAAAUAAUAGUGUUUUUUUUUAAAUUGUUUGUUUUGUUUUCAAUUGAAUUUAAAGCGAAAUUUUUGGUUUUCGUUGUUCACCUGUGUUUCACUAUAAUUACUGCCCCCCAGAAAGAUACAAUGUUUGAGGCAAUGUACAUCCUUCAUUACGAACUUGGAUGCAUUCCAACGUCCUCUCAGAAACAGGAGAAGUGCAUGGUGAGGUGGCAAAUGAUACAGAAUUAUAGUGCAUGAUAUGUGGAUCUGCAAGGUCGUGAGUCCCACAGUAAAACAACAUGGAAACCAAUGAAUACACAAAGAAGGAUGUAAAACUGUAAAAUUUAGAUUUCAACAAAAAUUGGCAAGGGAACAAGAUUGAUUAAUCUGUGUUAGAAGGUGCCAGGUUGUUAUCCGACAUUGUGAAAUGGACAAACAUGAUUCUAGAUAUUUACAUGUAACAGCAUUAUAUAUUUAUUUCCAACUGAAACCAAAGCUAUUGUUAUCCACAGCCAUGCCCGUAUUUCUGGUUUUCAUACAAGUUUGUAAUUCACUUGAUCAGUAGAAGACCGCAAGCAAGAUUUUCAGAGAAGAAUUUGUUUGUUGUUUGUAUGUUGAAGUCCAAUUUAAGGUUUUACUUUUAUUUAUUUUUUUAAGAGUUUUUUCAAGGUUACAGUUUUCAAAUUGGAGUACAACUCGAACAUCAGAUGUGAAUCCUGUUGGAUCUUAGUUAAACUAUUGUUUCGUAAGGGAAUACAUUGAGAGGGUUCAAAGUGGAUUAAAUUUAAUUAUAAGUAAAAGCAUUUAUAAUGGAACCUAUUGUGUGUUGGUCCAUUAAUGAGGGGGGGGGGGGGGAUUGCAGAUCUUGCUCCAUCUUGUUUGGAAAUUUUUUAACAAAUUUAAAGGGACCCGCAUAUGAUGCGAAGCUUGGUGAAGUUAAAGACUGAUUGAUUUUCUUUCAUACAAGUAUCUUAUUUUUCAUGUACUUAAAAGUACAGUAUAGACAAAUGUGUAGUCUAUGUGCAGCAAAGAUAGAAAAUGUACUUGUAUUCAUUUUUAUGAUGUAUGAAAAUUAAUGCUGUAAAAAGUGCUAAUUAAUGUAAAUCUUGAAAUAAGAUAGACAGGCAUACAAUAUGAAGUGCAUGUUUAAUUUAUAAACAGCAGUUACAGUAGAUUUAGAAGGAACUUAGAUAAAUACAACAUGUACGAAUACAAGUCUUCUGUGUUUUGAAACUUUAUAAUGGGACAAAGGGACACUGUACUAAUUACUGUAUUAGAUAUCCAUUCAGACAAUGUGUACACCUACAUAUAUAUACUUGUACAUGUAGUGUAUAACUAUGUAUACAGAAUGGUGUUACAUGUAUAAGCUAUGUCAGGUGUACAGGUUAACGAAGGGCAUUGAUAGCUAGUUCACCUGUCAAUGUUGAAGUCUGCACAAAUAUUCUUUUUUAUAUAUCUCAUGUUUUUUUUUUUUAUGAAGCACUAACGCUUUUUUUUUUUACCAAGCACUAGUCUGAUUUUUUAAUAGUAUUUAUUUGUUUAAGUUCUCAAAGGACUUUAUAUGUCAUAUACAUGUAAUCUGGGCCUGAAAAUUGUCUUCAAUUCUUAGAGAGACUGAUUCACAAUUUUCCUCCAAAUUUUGUUUUUCACUUUAAAUGAUCAAAAUCUACAGUCUAAUAUGUUCAGAAGGUUUCACAAAAAAAUUAAGGUUAUUCAUCAUGACACAGAAGCUCAUUAUAAAGAAUUUAUUGUUUGUUUUGAAAACAAAGAUUGAGGUGUGUUAUUGUUUACAAAGUUUUCCAAAUAAAUGGAUAUUGAUCCAAGUUUAUCAUAUACAAAAUGUAUAUCACAUCUGAAGAGUACUUUAGGUAAAAUGUGUCUUUUAAAAGUUAGAAUUUGUGAUUGUACAAAAUGAAGAUGCUUUAAAUUACAAAAUUAACAUUUUA